UUUCUUAGUUCUUCCUGGUUGUCAAAUAUGAAUGAAUGGUUUUCAUCUUAAUUAUUACAAGUGACAGACAACCAUGUCUAUUAAAGUUAUAAUUCUCUUGUUAUUUUCUUGCCUUCUUCUCAGAAUUUCAGCUCAAACAGAAGCCGGAGCUCUAAUAAAAUGGAAAACCAGUUUAAAUUCUCAUUCUCUCACCUCAUGGUCUCUUACGAAUGGAAGCACCAACCCUUGUAAGUGGUCUGGUAUUAAAUGCGGCAGUUCAAACAGUGUUGUAGAGAUAAACCUCGAUAGUUCAGGUGUCGACGGAACGCUCGAUCACUUCAAUUUCUCAGUGUUUCCCGACCUUGUCUCUCUCAAUCUCAAUCUCAAUAAUCUGGUUGGUGAUAUCCCAACUCAAAUCGGGUCUCUUCCAAAACUUACUUAUCUUGAUCUGGGAAGUAACAACUUCACAGGAAAAAUGCCAUCAGAAAUCGGGAACCUCGUAGAGCUUCGUGUUCUUCGACUAACCAACAAUACUCUUACCGGACCAAUCCCGUAUCAGGUUUGCAACCUUCAGAAGUUACGGCAUCUUGAUUUAUCUGGAAACUUUUUAACAAAUCCAGAUCCAACUCGGUCUAAGGGCAGCAUGUCAUCAUUGACUCAUCUUGAUCUCAAUUACAUUUCUUUGGCAUCAGAAGUCCCACCUUUCAUCUUCAACAGCCCAAAACUAGUCUAUGUUGAUAUUUCAUACAAUCCUGACAUAGGAGGUCCAUUUCCAAUUCAGUUCAUCAAGACUUUGAAGAAUAUUCAGUUCCUUAAUCUGAUUGGUAAUUCUUUACAAGGACCAAUUCCAGCAGAAAUCGGAAACCUUACCAAACUUCAAGACCUGAGGCUGAGUCGAAAUCAGCUAAAUGGUUCAAUACCAUCCGAGAUUGGUCUGUUGGCCAACCUCAGAAUUCUUAAAUUGCAUAAAAAUCCAUUGGAAGGGCCAAUUCCAUCUUCUAUAGGAAACCUUAAGAUGCUGCAAACACUAAGCCUUGCAUAUGUCAACUUGAACUCCAGCAUCCCAGACGAGCUUGGCUUAUGCACCAAUCUUACCUUCCUGGAAUUAUCGUCGACCAAUCUACAAGGUACUCUUCCGCCUUCGAUGUCUUCCCUAAUCCAACUCACUGACUUUGCAAUCUCAAGUAAUCAAUUAUCUGGUGAGAUUCAACCAUAUUUACUGUCCAAUUGGACCCAACUAGUUUCCCUUCAACUUCAAGGUAACUUCUUCACAGGAACUAUUCCGACUGAAGUCGGUUUGUUGAGAAACCUCAAUGUGCUAUACAUGCACAAGAAUAAAUUAUCAGGUCCCAUACCUUCAGAGAUUGGAAACUUGUCGAAUCUGAUCGAGCUCGACUUAUCUGAGAAUUUUAUUAAUGGCUCAAUUCCAUCAAGUUUAGUAAACUUAACUAUGCUUGAAGCCGUGCAGUUCCACACCAACCGACUCAGUGGAGUGCUUCCUGGAGAAAUAGGUAACAUGGAGAGCUUGAUGAUUUUCGACGUGAGCAUGAACAAAUUGCAAGGAGAGUUGCCUUCAUCAAUAACUCAGCUGCAGAAGUUAAUACUCUUUCAUCUCCAUACCAACAAAUUUACUGGUAGUAUCCCCGAAGAGUUUGGUCCCGGGUCUUUAAAAAAUGCAAUCUUCUCUUACAACAAUUUCACCGGAAAGCUUCCUCCCAACAUUUGCAUAGGAGGGAACCUUGUAUACUUGGCAGCCAACAAAAAUAAUCUAGACGGACCAAUUCCUGAAAGCUUUAGAAACUGCGCAAAAUUAUACAGAGUUCGGCUCGAGGACAACCUUCUUGAAGGAGACAUCACAGAUGCAUUUGGUGUUUACCCAGUUCUGGAAUUCAUUGACUUGAGUAGAAACCAGUUAUCGGGUGAAUUGUCACCGAACUGGGGAGCAUGCACCCAGCUUUCGUACUUCAGAAUCUCGGAGAACAUGAUUUCAGGUGAAUUCCCACCAGCUAUCGCAAGCUUAAAAUCUCUGGAAGAUAUUAGCCUUUCUUCAAAUAAAUUGUCAGGUCAGAUUCCAGCGGAUAUGUUCAAGUCAGAUUCAGUUAUAUUCAAUCUAAAUCUGAGCAGAAAUAAGUUCUCAGGUCAGAUACCCAUAGAGGUUGGGAAAUUAGCACGUCUGCGAAAUUUGGAUUUGUCCGUAAACAAUCUCAGUGGGCAUAUACCUGGGGAAAUUGGGGACUGCAAAGACAUGAUAUCCUUGAAACUCAAUGGCAACAGGUUAAAUGGACCAAUUCCAUACCAGGUUGGGAAUCUGGGGGCUUUGCAGUCUGAAUUUGAUCUCAGCCAAAAUGAACUCAGUGGAGAGAUAUCACAACAGCUUGGGAAUUUAAGAAAUUUGGAGAGCUUGAAUCUUUCUAACAACAAGCUAUCUGGUUCAAUACCCUCUUCUAUACAGGGUAUGUUAAGUCUUACAUCUAUUGAUCUUUCACAUAACGAACUUGAGGGCCCAGUUCCAGAUGUAAAAGCAAUCGAAAAAGAUCCUGUCAGAGCCGUAGGAGGUAAUCAAGGUCUGUGCAGCAAUGAAUUCAAGGGUUUGAGCCCUUGUAGAAGUACACCAUCAUCAGAUAACCGCGGAAAAAUCAAUAAAUGGAAAUCGAUAAUUUCGGUAGUUGUUCCAGUUGCAGUAUCACUGGUGAUUCUGUUCGGAAUUUUCUGCUGCUGUCAUAACCGCAAAGGUGGCUCAUAUGAAGAAGAAAAACUAGAUUCAGGUGGUGGAAGAUUAUUCUCAGUGUGGAACUACAAUGGAAACGUGGUGUUCAAGGAUAUUGUAAAGGCAACAGAGAAUUUCAAUGACAAGUACUGCAUAGGCAAAGGUGGACAAGGAAGUGUAUACAAAGCAACCCUUGAAAAUGACAUAAUUCUUGCUGUAAAGCGCUUCCAUGAUGCAUCGUCAUCAUCCAGUGAAUAUGCAUCCUCAGAGGCUACGCGCUACAAGAGUUUUGAAUCUGAAGUAAAUGCACUGACAAACAUACGGCAUCGAAAUAUUGUGAAAAUGUACGGUUUCUCUUCGACCAAGGGAUGCAUGUUUUUGGUAUAUGAAUAUGUGGAGAGGGGUAGUUUGGCAAAUGUGUUGUAUAAUGAGAAUGAGGCAAAGAUGUUGGACUGGUCAAUGCGGUUUAAGAUCAUCAAAGGUGUGGCGCAGGCCUUGUCUUACUUGCACCAUGACUGCACCCCGCCUAUUGUGCACCGAGACAUAACCGGAAAUAACAUUUUACUGAACCCGGAAUAUGAAGCUAAGGUCUCAGACUUUGGGACCGCAAGGUUGCUGAAACCAGAUGAGUCUAACUGGACAGUACCAGUCGGCUCCUAUGGCUACAUCGCUCCAGAGCUUGCAUCUACAAUGAAGGUGACAGAGAAAUGCGACGUAUACAGUUUUGGAGUUGUUUCAUUGGAAGUCUUAUUCGGGAAACAUCCUGGGGAAUUCCUUUUGCACUUGCAAUCUGAAGGACAUGAUCUAUUUCUAGUGGAUGCAUUAGACAAGCACUUAACUCUCCCAACUGGAAUAAUUGCAGAUGAAUUGGUGUUAAUAGUUACCCUUGCUUUGGCAUGUACGCGUAUAUCUCCAAAUUCUAGACCAACCAUGGAUUUUGUAAAUCGUGAGCUGACAACAAAUACAGUUCUUCCUUUGGAUGAGAAUUUUCACUUGCUCACGUUGCAGAAACUAAUGAAGGUUUAUUAAUGUAAGCAAACUUGCUCUUAUAGAAAUAUGAAAGCUUGCUCUAUGUUUAUUAAUGUAUUAGAAACUCAAAACCCCACCAAUCAUCCUUAGAGUUGGAAGUAGGUAAGGUGUCCGAUGAUUCG
Messenger RNA from Papaver somniferum (opium poppy), 3837 nucleotides. Its product is annotated as MDIS1-interacting receptor like kinase 2-like. Gene Ontology annotation, biological process: hormone-mediated signaling pathway; protein phosphorylation. The transcript is spliced from 2 exons. The record is from RefSeq and is a predicted model, not a curated record. Gene Ontology annotation, molecular function: ATP binding; protein binding; protein kinase activity. Lineage: Eukaryota; Viridiplantae; Streptophyta; Magnoliopsida; Ranunculales; Papaveraceae. Gene Ontology annotation, cellular component: plasma membrane. Bases 74 to 3715 code for a protein of 1213 amino acids.